UGCUUCACGCGAAGACAAGUUCGACGAAAAAAAGUGAAUUCGGUGAAAACGCUUUUAACAAGAAAUUACAUAAAAAUCCGCAACGAAGUAGCAACAUCAGCUGCAAAUCAACGUUCUGAAUAAAGAUGGCGACGGGUCUACCAAACAAUAGCGAAAACAGAAUGAGACAUUCAAUUCAAACCCACCUCUUAACUACCCCCACAGCAACCAGGUCUUCCUCCCUGAAACAACCAGGUAACCCUCCACCACCACCACAACAACAACAGCCUGGUUAUCCACCACAAAAUGAAGGCUACCCCUCCAAGCUAUUCACCUCAAGGCUACCCCUCACAAGAUAACCCCCCUCUGGGCUACCCUUCUCAAGGCUACUCCCCUCAAGGUUACCCUCCUCAAGGUUAUCCCCCUCAAAGCUACCCACCUCAGCCACCAGUGGGAAUGCAACAGCAACAGCAGAGUACCAACACCACAGUUAUCAUACAAAACCAACCUCAAGCUCAAGUAGUAACAGCGGUCGUUCCUAUUGUCCACGACUACUUGGGUUUGUCGAUUUUUGCUUGCUUCUGCUGUUUUUGUCCACUUGGUGUUGUUGCCAUCUUCAAAUCUAUAGAGUCAAGGGAUCGUUACACUGCUGGUGAUUAUGCAGGAGCAACGAACUCAGCAAGAACUGCAUUGACUCUGGCUAAGAUUUCCAUCGCUUUGGGAAUAAUCCUUUAUAUUAUUUCCAUCGUUGUACGAAGCGUCUGAGCAUAAUGGGAAGUUUGAAAAUAAAUAUUCAAGUGGAAGUUUAAAAUAAAAGAUUCAAGUGAUGUGAGCUA
This is a messenger RNA of Xenia sp. Carnegie-2017, 815 nucleotides long. RefSeq names its product cysteine-rich and transmembrane domain-containing protein 1-like. The coding region runs from base 286 to 744 and encodes 152 amino acids. Lineage: Eukaryota; Metazoa; Cnidaria; Anthozoa; Malacalcyonacea; Xeniidae. Gene Ontology annotation, cellular component: membrane. The transcript has 4 exons. The record is from RefSeq and is a predicted model, not a curated record.